AAAAAAAAGAAAAAAAAAAGAAAAAAAAAAAAGACGAGUGGAGGCGGCCAAAGUCUCCCAUCGCACCCCAGUAACUUCAGCUCUGUGGGGAACGUCGGCCACAUUUCGUGCGUGCUGCUGCGCAUGUUGCGCCAGCAUUGAUCGCCACUGUCGAGAGUUGCCAAACCAGAAGUCGCAUUUUAAUUUGCGAGGACCCCUGCCGAAUAAACAAGCACAGCGCGCGACCGCCAAAAGGAGCCUGCGCCCGCCCGCCCUUGCCUUUGCUCCCGCACACCCCCGAGGCUUCCAGCGACCCUCGAUCCGGUCAGGUCCCCCUCAGCUUCGUCCUCCCUCUCACAGGCAGCGAAGAGAUACGAGGACCGGACAACCGCUCGCGCGUCCCGUUGUGUUUGCUCACUGCGCCUUAUGACGCCAGCCGGUGGCCGUUUAGCAUUCCAGCCAAUCCAGCCGCCUCGUCACCACUGGCUGCGCCGACCGGCUAUUGAAGCCGCAAAGACAUCAUCACUCCAGCUGGUUGCGGGUCCUCCCAGCGUGGGAAUAAAACCUUAUGGACUCCCCCUUCGCGCCCAGCGCGGCCGCCCCGGCCUUCUCUCCCCCAGUCUCGCCAGGCACACCAGUACCCCAGCGACCACUCAGCGCCAUGGUCCGCCCGGCUCAGAGGAGCAAUAGCCGCACGAGCAACAACAACAGGUCCGGUGGUGGAAGCAGGGCGUCCGACGACGAUGCAAGAACCUCGGUCAGAGUCGCCGUCCGCAUCCGACCGCCGCUCAAGCCCAGCGAUCCCGGCUACGAUCUGAUCCCGCAGCGUUUCCAGCGGUCCAUGGUCCAAGUGACCUCCGACACAAGCCUGACCAUCGAUGCGCCUCAGGGCCGGAAGCUCUUCGUCUUCGACCGCGUGUUCGACUCCGAGGUUGACCAGGAGGGCGUGUUUGACUAUGUCAGCGACUGCGUCAACGCCUUCACUCAGGGCUACAAUGUCUCCCUGCUGGCAUAUGGCCAGUCCGGCGCCGGAAAGUCCUACACGAUGGGAACAUCUGGGCCGCUCGAGCAGGAUGAUUUGGAAAUGAUGGGCGUCAUUCCCCGCGCGGCCUUUGCGCUGUUCGAGAAGCUGGACGGGCAGGUUGCCAAGCCUGGAGGCGCAAAUAGGAGCUCAAUGUCGCACCUGAAGACGCCUGCUCGCUACUCGGCGCAGUCAACGCCCCGGUCAGAGAAGAACUGGUCACUCAAGGCGACUUACGUCGAGAUCUACAAUGAGCAGCUCCGGGAUCUCCUGUUGCCAGACACUGUCCCGGCCCAUGAGCGUACCGCGGUCACGAUCCGCGAGGACGUUAAGGGCAAUAUUUUGCUCACCGGGCUCCACCAAGUCGAGAUCAACUCGGUGGAAGACCUGAUGGCCGCGCUGAAUCUAGGAUCGGCAUUGCGACAAACCGAUGCGACGGCCAUCAACGCACGCUCGUCGCGGUCGCAUGCCGUCUUCUCGCUCAACCUGGUGCUCAAGAACAAGAAGAUGUCGUCACCGGCUGAGAAGCGCUUCUCGGUGCCUCUCGAGGCCAUGUCUGGCACGGAGUCGUGGGUGACGACGGACAGCAAGCUGCACUUUGUUGAUCUGGCCGGCAGCGAACGUCUCAAGAACACGGGGGCGCAGGGCGAGCGGGCGAGGGAGGGAAUCUCCAUCAACGCGGGACUUGCCGCCCUGGGCAAGGUCAUUUCGCAACUGUCCUCUCGCCAGCCCGGGUCGCACGUUUCGUACCGCGAUUCGAGGCUGACGAGGCUGCUGCAGGAUUCGCUGGGCGGCAACGCGAUCACGUACAUGAUCGCUUGUGUUACACCCGCAGAGUUCCAUCUGAGCGAGACGCUAAACACGGUUCAGUACGCUCAGAGGGCACGGGCGAUCCAGAGCAAGCCGAGGAUCCAGCAUGUCGAGGAAGGCGACAAGCAGGCCAUAAUCGACCGGCUCAAGGCGGAGGUGGCCUUCCUCCGUGACCAAAUCCGCAGCGCGGAACGUGGCGGCGCGGACAGACGCGCCCUUGCCUCUGGCGAGCGGUCUGAGCGACAGAGCGAGCGAGAGGCCGAGCUCCAGAAUCAGCUCCUGGACUUUCAGGAAAAUUACACUCACCUCAGCCAACGCCACGCUAAGCUGAUUACUGAGAUGGCCAAGGCUCGCGACAACGAGCAGGCCGAGAACCAGCAGCAGCUGGAAGAAAGCUUGGGGGACAGCGCCACCGCGAGGCUCAACCGCUCCAACAGUUUUGCCCAGGCCGUUGAGCAGGUGGUGCUCGAGUAUGAAAAGACUAUCCAGUCCCUCGAGCAGUCCCUCUCAAACACCCGCACCACCCUUGCCAACACCGAGACUAGCCUUCUCGAGAAGGAGACGAAGUGUGCAUACGUCGAGACCAUCAGCAAUCAGCUUCAGGCCAGACUCCAGAAACUCAUGGAUCGCGAGGCCAGCACCGAGACCUACCUGCAUGAGCUCGAGGCCAAGCUGGACGGCCACACCUCGGGCGAGGAGAAGAAUGCGGCUAUCCUUAUCGAGCUACGUAAGGAGAUCGCACGAGUUCGUGAGAGUGAGGCGACCGCCGAGGAGUACAUUUCAACCCUCGAGGAGCGCCUCGCCGAGGCUGACCAGGAUGCCGAGCUGAUGCAGCGUGAGAUCGACCGUCUCGAGCAAGUGGUCGAGCGCCAGCGGAGUCUCGGCAAGCUGGACUCGCUUUUGUACGAGCUCGACCACAUCCACCAGGACGGCAAAGAGAUCGACUCGGAGGCCGAGCUGGCCAACGGCGCCGCGGCGCACCGCCCCGGCAGCGGAAGCGGCAGCCGCUCGCGUUCGCUCUCCAACCACUCGCGCAGCCAAAGUCACGUCAGCCGCCUUAGCCAGAGGGAAGAGGCCAUCCCGGAGGAGGACGACAUGAUGGGGGAGUCGCUCGACAAGAUCCAUGAGAUGGAUGACGACAAGGCCGACACCACCAAGACUACUUUCAAGUCUGGCCUCUCGACGCCUCACCAUGACGACAAUGGCGAUUAUCCCACAAGUCCGGCUCAGUCUAGGUUUGUGGCUGACAAGCUCGAGACGGUGUCGCAGGAACUUAUUGAUCUGCGCGUGGAGCAUGACGUGACCGUGACCGACUUCGAGCUCCUUCAGGCCAAGUACGAGGAAGCCAUCAAGGUCAUUGCCGAACUUCAGGACUCGAUCGACGAGUCUCGCCAUCCUGAGCGGCCUCGUGAUUCGGUCAUGUCGCUUAGCUCUCCCCACACCCGACCCUCGUCGCUCUUCUCGGACCCCAGGUCGAGCAUGGCUAGGGACGGAAGGCACUACUCGACACCUCAGUCACUCUCGACCGAGUUGACCUCUGCUCUGGGAUCCCCAGCCGUUGACGGCUCCGACGUCGAGACUAUGAACCAGAGACAUCGCUCUGAUUCGGCCGCUUCCAUCACCCCUCCCGCUGCUGCCGCAUCUGCGGCCCCCGAGGACUCGACCGAGGCGAACGCCCGUCUAGUUGCCGAACUUGGUCGUCUCAAGACCCUCGCCACCGAGAAGGACUCUGCCGAAAGGGAACUAGCCGCCAAGUACGCGCAGCUGGAAGAGGAGCACAGCCAUACCCUCGACAUGGUGGAGGAGCUCCGGACCGAGGUCGCAAAGGCUCAGGCGGUUGAUACUAGCCUGCCCAGGACCGCGUCUCCCUUCAUCCGCCGCAAGUCCAGCCAGACAGUAAUGAUGGUCGACCGUGCUCACCGUUCGUUCGCGACGCUUCGCAACAUCGCCACCGAGAACCUUGAGCAGCAGCCGGAUAUCAUGCAGAGCUUCAACGUCAACCUUGAGGCUGCCAUGCACGAGCUCCACUCUCGGUCCGAGAGGAUACAGCAGCUCGAAGCCGAUAUCACGACAGCCAAGAAGGAGAUGGAGACUAAGAUGACCAUCAUCUCAGGAUUGACCCGUGAGCGGUCGAGCUUGAAGAGCUCGCCCAUGGAUAUUUCUGUCAUCUCAACGCUCAAGGACCAGUUGGAAAAGAACGAGAAGGAACGCAAGCAUAUGCAGGAGGCUCACUCGGAACGCGAGGCAGCGCUGCAGUCACAGCUGGACGCUCUGCGUUCCGAGGUGGAGGCGUCAAAGUCUACCCGAGGCUUGGCUGCUGCUGGGCACGAUGGCAAGAUCGAGGAGCUCCAGGCCGAGCUCUCACAGUGGGAAGAGAAGCACCAGAAGGCGCUUGAGACGAUGCAGGCUACCGAGCAGGAGAUGAAGAAGACUAUCGAGGAUCUCGAGAGCCAGCUGGCUGCCGUGUCGGCUUCGGCUCCGUCCACGGAUGAUGGAGAUAAGCAGCAAACCAUGGUUUCAAUGCUCCAAAACGAGAUUGAUGGGUACAAGGCCAUCAUCAACAGCAACGCUACCAAGGUCGCUGAGCUGGAGCAGGGCCACGCUACCACCAAGACGCUGCUCGAGGCGAUGUCCAAAUCCCGAGAGCUCUCCGAGUCGGAGCUUGAGAGCCACAAGGCCCUUGUGUCGCAACUCGAGCAGCAGUUAUCUCAGCACGAGCAGGCCGUCAAGGCGCAUCAGGAGGAGCUGGAUGCCAUGCAGAGCAGGCAGGCGGACGAGCUCGAGAACGUCAGGGCUACUUCUGCCAAGGAGCACGACGAGAUCGUCCAGCGGCUGCUGUCAGAGCACUCGGAGAACCUCCAGAUUCUGCAGGGCGAGCUGACCGAGGCUCGCGAGGACCUGAUGAAGGUUGCAACGCAGGUCGCCUAUGCGCUCGGCCUCGACGUUAGUGUUGAGGCGAUCACAGACCGCAUCAACAGCCUCAUCUCGGACCAAAAGGCUCUGGAGCGCGAGCAGCAGAGAUCUGCCGACCUCGAGAGCACGACGGCAGAGCUGUCGGGCAUCAAUGACACUGUCAUGCGCGAGCUGGAGGCAGUCGAGUCUACGCUCACUGACCUGCUGCUCACUCCGGGCGAGGCGUUCCGAAGCCCGUUCCCGUCGGUUCACGACCAGCUGUCGGCAGUGAGGAAGCGGAUGGCUGAGCUCGAGAACAGGAACAAGAAGAACUCGCGACUCGUCGAGGAGCUCGAGGACCAGCUCCAGUCAAACUUUGAUCAGGCGCAAAUCGCCACAAACCGCCUGUCGACACUGCAGACGGAGCAGCAGGUCAGGGUCGACGAGGCUAACGCAGCUCGCGUCAGGGUGCAGUCCGAGCUGGACACCAUCAAGGAGGAGUAUGCUGCUCUUCAGGCCAGGUUCGAAGGUGUGCUCCCCUCGGAUGUGCAGAGGUCAGACUCUCUCAACUCGAAUCUGCGAAAGAGCUCCUCCGUCGCGUCACUCCCGUCGCCGCCGCCAGCGAUUCCGCUGCCGCCACUGCCGGGUACCUCGGGUUCGCCACCCGGAGUUCCGGCGACGCCCACACAGGGUCGGCCGCCCAGCAAAGACCUGGCCAUGUCUCAGAUCCAGCAGGAUCAGGAGGCGCGCAUCAGGACGAUCGAGAAGCACCUGAGCGCGGAGAAGCAGCUUACGGCGACGCUCGAGGAGGCGCUGACGGACCUGGAGGAGCAGUCCAAGAAGGUCAAGUCGGACUGCGAGGCCUGGCGCAAGCGGUGCACGGAGCUGGAGGCGGAGAUGCGGGAGCUGCGGGACAAGCCGCAGCAAGACCCCAGGUGGAGCCUCCACGCGGUGGAGGAGGAGCGUCGCAAGCGGCGCGACGCGGAGCUGGCAAACCAGCGGCUCGAGGAGCGCAUGAACGCCAUCUCGAAGAAGAACAAGAAGAAGGGCAGCCUCAACUGCUUCUAGGCGCGUGCGGUUGCGCUGGCAGCCCUUAUCGCCCUUGUUUUGGCGCUGCUGGCGGCCGGCGCCAUCGUCAUGCUGCGGCCCGACAUGGUGCUGGCGGCUCUGCCUCGCAGCGCCGUGCCGCCAGAGCGGCCACACAGGCGGCGUGCUCUUCUCCUUUGUCCCUGGCGGGAGCUGCUUCUCGACCAACUUGGAGCAUGAGCUAGCUGGCUCCUUCUCUCUCGCCCCCCCCUACUUAUUCUGCUAUGACAUAUUCCCCUUACUUCUUUUUACUGAUUCAUCUUCACUUCGAUUCCCCCAAAUUAUGCCACCCCAUUUUUUCUUUCCUUUUUUUCACGUCAUGCCUCUUGCCGUAUUGUGUCUCUUACUUUCAUGUCGUCUCUUUGUGAUGGUCAGAUAUAUCCCCCCCAAGCUACGUACACUUUUAUAGGUUCAUACAAUGUGGCGAGGAGUUUUGGCUUUGCCUUUCUGCUCCCUGAAUUUGUUUCCAAAGACAUGGCUUGGUUCCACGACCGACUGACUGACUGAGCAUGUCUUGCUGGGUGCUCGCCGACGCGUUUCACGUCUUGUUUCUAGACUGGGGUCAGCCGUGCGAUGUUUUCAUGAUUGAUAUUGCGGACCUGUUGAUGCUAUUUUGUCAGAGCUCCCGCUCGAUUGAUUCUUUCCCUGUGGUUUUAUUUGACUCUUUGGCGCCGAAUCUGAUUUGCUUUGUUCUGCUUGUGUGGUGCCUUGUUGGGUGGUAGUCUGGAGUUUUCAGCACGGCCAUGGCUCGGCCACGGUCGUGUGUCUGUUGCAUUUCUUUUUCCCAUCUCGCGGUUCGAGGCGCAGGCAAGUGAGGGGGCCUUUGUGGUGGCACCGUCGAGUCUGGUGAAAAGUCGUUGGUGCAGAUGGGGGCCGGAAUGUGGAUGGUUUUUGCUUGGUGGUGUGGCGCGGUAAUGUCAGUUGAUGAGAGAGAAAUGGGGGAGAAAAAAAGAAAAAAAAAAAAAAAAACA
Gaeumannomyces tritici R3-111a-1 is the source of this 6759-nucleotide messenger RNA. RefSeq lists its product as hypothetical. The transcript is spliced from 5 exons. Gene Ontology annotation, biological process: mitotic spindle organization; microtubule-based movement. Gene Ontology annotation, molecular function: microtubule binding; ATP binding; microtubule motor activity. Bases 548 to 5770 code for a protein of 1740 amino acids. The record is from RefSeq and is a predicted model, not a curated record. Lineage: Eukaryota; Fungi; Ascomycota; Sordariomycetes; Magnaporthales; Magnaporthaceae.